GACAGGUAAUUAACUAACUCAUUUUUAUGAAAGAAGACAGGAUUCAAGAGGCUUCACUUACACUUCGAUUAGAUUUAGAAUAGAACCAAUAAUAAUAAUAAUAAUCAUAUUACACUUUCUCACCUUUGAAUUUGAUUAUCAUCUGAGAGAAUCUCAAAAUUCCUAAAGUGACCCAGAAAUCUAAAAGAAGAAUAAGAUGAUGGGUUUCUAUCAGAUAGCAUUGGGAGGUGGAGGAGUGCAAGGAGUUGGGGUUUCAAUGGCCAAAUCUUGCCUAAUCAACGCAGAGCAACCCGCCAUCCCGGAUCUCUCUACUGAACGCUCCAUUUUAGGAAGUGGGUCCUCCUUUUCUCGCCGCCGCGACCUUGUUUUCAUCGUUAAUCCUCGAGGUGCAAAUGGCAGGACAGGGAAGGAAUGGAAAAAGCUGCUUCCAUAUCUAAGGUCUCGACUCGGUUCAAAUUGUAAUAUAUGUGAAUCAUUGACUUCAGGUCCUUCUCAUGCAAUUGACAUAACAAGGGAGGCUAUUAGGGAAGGUGCAGAUGCUGUAAUCGCAGUUGGAGGAGAUGGAACUCUUCAUGAGGUUGUUAAUGGAUUCUUCUGGGCUGGAAAAGCUGUCACUAAUCAUGACAGAGAAGCCACACAUUCAACUGCACUUGGUCUGAUUCCCUUGGGUACAGGUUCUGAUUUUGCCAGAACACUUAGCUGGCAAAACAAUCCUGUUGAAGCCAUUGAACGUAUAUAUAGAGGACACCGAUCAAAAGUAGAUAUUGGUGUCAUUGAUGGAGAAAAAGGAGAAUCACAUUACUUCUUGAAUGUUGCUGAUAUUCAUUUGAGUGCAAAAGCAGGAUUUUUUGCCUCAAGAUACAAGAAAUUUGGAAAAUUGUGCUAUGUUAUUGGUGCUUUGCAAGCCUUUAUUGGGCACAGUAAUCAGGACCUCAGAAUCAAGGUUAAUGAAGGUGAGUGGCAAACAUAUCCCCUAGUGACAGCCCUUUGCAUUGGUAAUGCGAAGUAUUUUGGUGGUGGCAUGAAAAUUACACCAAAUGCUGAUCCAUCUAGUGGAGAUUUUGAGGUAGUGAUUCUUCAGGACUUCAAGUGGUAUGACUUUGUUCUCAAACUACAUAAGCUAUACAAUGGCACACAUUUAUCAGUAACAAACGUUUCUUCAAUAAGGGUUCACUCCAUUGAAGUGGAAGAUAUUUCAGGAAGUUGCAGCAUAUUUGUUCAGUCCGAUGGGGAACAUCUCGGGUUCCUGCCUAGGAAGUUUUGCAUAAUACCAGCUGCUAUCGAGAUGAUAUGCUGAGGUUAAAUUAAGAACUAGUAGUUUCUCAGAGGUGGUUUGCAUCCCAUAUGAAUGAGUAGUGUGGAAGGACCUAAACAGAGCAAUGGAACCAUCGUUUGGGAGAGAAGAAGAUAUGGAUAGUUUUAGACUUCUUGGGACUGUUGUGCAUAUUUGUUUAUGGGAAAAGAAAUGAGUUGUUCUUGGAUGAAAAAAGAAAUGCUUAGAGCAUUUUUAUGAUCUUUAAGCAUUUUCCUUCAGGGUUUGAGCUUUUUGUUAGCACAUUUUCUUCAUUUCUUUUUAAUAAGAACACAGGAAAAGAUAGAGGAUUAUUCCAUUCAUUAA
Humulus lupulus (European hop) is the source of this 1618-nucleotide messenger RNA. Its product is annotated as sphingoid long-chain bases kinase 2, mitochondrial. Gene Ontology annotation, biological process: phosphorylation; protein insertion into mitochondrial inner membrane; phospholipid biosynthetic process. Lineage: Eukaryota; Viridiplantae; Streptophyta; Magnoliopsida; Rosales; Cannabaceae. Bases 197 to 1297 code for a protein of 366 amino acids. Gene Ontology annotation, molecular function: ATP binding; kinase activity. The record is from RefSeq and is a predicted model, not a curated record. Gene Ontology annotation, cellular component: TIM22 mitochondrial import inner membrane insertion complex. The transcript is spliced from 12 exons.